Messenger RNA from Epithele typhae, 2028 nucleotides. Its product is annotated as Na+/solute symporter. Bases 1 to 2028 code for a protein of 675 amino acids. The transcript has 25 exons. Gene Ontology annotation, biological process: urea transmembrane transport. Gene Ontology annotation, cellular component: plasma membrane. Gene Ontology annotation, molecular function: urea transmembrane transporter activity. NCBI's taxonomy places the organism in Eukaryota, Fungi, Basidiomycota, Agaricomycetes, Polyporales, Epitheliaceae. The record is from RefSeq and is a predicted model, not a curated record.
AUGGCUGCGACCGGUGAAUCUGAGUUCAGACCGCUGCUAAACGAGGGAGUUGGCUAUGGCGUCGUUGUCGGCGUCGGGUUCUUCUUUGCGGCGCUUAUGCUCGUUCUCACAACCCUGCAAGCCAAGUUCUCAAACUUCUCCCCAAGAUCAUCCGAGGAGUUUACGAGCGCGUCGCGAAGCGUCAAGCCAGGGCUAGUGUGCUGCGGCAUUGUGAGCGCAUGGACGUGGAGCGCGACUCUACUUCAAUCUAGCACAGCAGCGUACACCUUCGGCGUCAGCGGUCCAUGGUGGUACGGAGUCGGAGGAACGAUUCAGCUGGGCUUCUUCGCCAUGGUCGCCGCAAAAGUCAAGAUGAAUGCCAACGGCGCGCACACUUUCCUCGAGAUCGUGAAGGCACGCUUCGGAACCGGGGCACACUUGUUAUUCACGUUCUACGCCUUCCUCUGCAUCCUGAUUGUCUGCGGGGGUCUCCUACUGGGCGGCGCAGCCACCGUGAACGCGCUGACGGGGAUGAACAUCAUCGCCGCGUGCUUCCUCCUCCCGAUCGGCAUCGCCGUCUACGUCGUCUUCGGUGGCCUCCGCGCGACGUUCAUCUGCGACUACGCACACACCCUCAUCCUCUUCGUCAUCAUCUACAUAUUCUUCGGCGAGGUGUACGGAGCGUCGAAAGAAGUCGGGAGCGUCGGCGCUCUGUACGAUCUGCUCGUACAAGCGGGGAAAGAUACGCCCGUGGUGGGGAACCAAGAUGGGAGCUACGUCACGAUGAAGUCGAACCAGGGCCUCGUCUUCGGUGCGGCUACGAUCCUCUCAGGUUUCUCUGGAGUUUUCUGUGAUCAAGGCUAUUGGCAGAGGGCGAUCGCCAGCGCUCCUCGCUCGACGACCAAAGCUUACAUGCUCGGUGGACUGUCAUGGUUCGCAGUACCAUGGGCAUUCGCCUCAUGCCUCGGCCUGGCCGCACGCGCCCUCGUAAGCAACCCCAAGUUCCCCACCUUCCCGAACCCGCUCUCCGCCUCCCAGACCAGCGCCGGCCUCGCCGCGCCCGCGGCAGCCGCCGUCGUGAUGGGCAAGGGCGGUGCCAUCGCGAUCCUGCUCGUGGUCUUCAUGGCAGUCACCUCCGCAAUGAGCGCCGAGCUCAUCGGCGUCUCCAGUCUCUUUGCUUACGACUUGUACCGGACGUACUUGCGCCCGCAGGCGACGAGCGCGGAGAUCGUGCGCGUGUCGCACUACUUCAUCUGCUUCUGGGCCGUCUGGGCCGGCUGCUGGGCGACGAUCCUGAACAAGGCGAGCAUCGACCUCGGCUGGCUCUUCUACGUUCAAGGCGUCGUCCUCAGCCCCGCCGUCAUCCCGAUCGCGCUCACCGUCUCCUGGUCGAAGCUCACCCGCGCGGCCGUGUUCGCGGGGUGCAUCGGCGGCGCGGUCCUCGGCAUGCUCGCGUGGAUGAUCGGCUGCUGGAAGAUCUACGGCGAGAUCAAUAUCCCGAACCUCGCGCAGCCGUACUCGGCCGUCUGCAGCGGCCUCACCGGCCUGCUCUUCUCCGGGAUCAUCACCGUGCUCGUCUCGCUCGCCCGCCCGGCCAACUACGACUUCGCGGGCACGCGCGCGAUCGCGACCUACGACGAGCCCUCGUCCUCCGCGUCCUCCAGCCCCACCCCGGACCGUGAUCUCGAUCUCAAGGCAGACCCAGAGAAGGCCCCCGUGGACGUCGAGGCGCACCCCGUCGCGCCCGCGCCCGCGGACAAGGACACACUCGCGACCGUGGACGGCCCCGUCACCCGCGCGGAGCUCGAGGCCGUCUUCCGCCGCGCGGCGUGGUUCUCGCUCGCGCUCGCCGUCGCCGUCGCCGUCCUCGUGCCGCUGCCGAUGUUCUUCUCGCACUACGUCUUCAGCCGGACCUUCUUCGCGUUCUGGACCGCGUGCACCAUCAUCUGGGCGGCCGCGAGCGGUUACUGGUGCAUCUUCCUCCCGCUGUGGGAGUCCCGCGCCGAGCUCGGGGUCAUCGUCCGUGGGGUGUUCGGCGUGGUCGCGUAG